UUCAUGUGAAAAAGUACAAAGCCGUUUGUCGUUUGUGUUUCUUUUGAAAAUUCUUUGUUUAAAUCCGAAAGAAAGAAAAUUAAAAUACAUUCUUAACUUUUUUGUCUGAAUUUCAAUUGCUCUCAAUAUUUUUGAAAAAUAUAUUUUGAGAUAUUUCAACUAUAUAUUUCACCUUUGUUUUUGAUAUUACAGUAACUACAUGGCCUUGAGGGUGAAUUUGAGUUAUUCGAGGUCAAAGGUGAACGUGAAUGGAAGCUGUGCAGGGUUCGAUACGAAAGGCACCCCAGACAAGACUAAGUCCUCGCGCUUGGCGCGCGCGCCCUGCUCGUGAUGCUAGGCAUAUUACCACAGUAGUAGUUGGGCUAGAAGGAGGAGAAGAUCCUCUAUUGCUAGAGGCGGACGUAGCUAUGCAAGAACAAGGACCAAAGGAAGACACAAGAGCCGAUUCUGACGAACAAAAGACAUCCGUUGUAGACUACAGGGCCUUAGCGAGAGAACAGACAAACUUCUAUGAAGGAGGAUUGAACCUAGAGUACUCCUAUUCGUCUCAGUAAUGACAUUUGGUUGAUCACCCAACUUACCAUUGACCAGGAUAUUGUCUAGAUUCCUUGAAAUGAGUAAAUCCGAAAAAAGGAGAGAAUACUUUGGAUCAAUUGACGGUGGGAAUGGAAAAAGAAAAUACAUUACAGCGGAAGG
This is a messenger RNA of Pecten maximus, 696 nucleotides long. RefSeq lists its product as uncharacterized. The record is from RefSeq and is a predicted model, not a curated record. NCBI's taxonomy places the organism in Eukaryota, Metazoa, Mollusca, Bivalvia, Pectinida, Pectinidae. Bases 249 to 554 code for a protein of 101 amino acids. The transcript is spliced from 4 exons.